Molecule: messenger RNA, 774 nt
Organism: Cotesia congregata
Lineage: Eukaryota; Metazoa; Arthropoda; Insecta; Hymenoptera; Braconidae
Source: the annotation of a GenBank genome assembly
AUGAAUGGCGCGAAUUCAUUUGAGCCCUGGCUGAGUGAUUGUUACCAGCAGACAGUUUACUGUUUUCUUACGAUGAGCUUAUUUUUAGGUGCAACUUUUCAGUCACGAGAAGCCUUAGAUGCUGCUGUAAACAACUAUCAGUGCACAACAAACCGAAAUUUUAUUUAUACUUCGACAACGUAUGUCGACAAAAGAAAUUUGCUGCAUCCAGUAAAUCCUGAACUGCAAAUUUACACAGCUACAGUGAAAUGUAUUCAUAAUGGGCCCCCGAAAGUCUAUAAGAGAAGAGUUAAGAACCCGAAGAUAGGUACAAAUUGUCCAGCUUUUUUUUCAUUACGAUUGGCCCAGAAGUAUUCUGUUCUGGAGAUUCAUCGUUGGAAUGAUCAGCACAAUUGCGACUUGAGGGUGCUACCUUUGGAUGCAUCUCCAGCAAAUUUUACUGUGCGACGUUCAUCAUCCGACUCAAAUGGUUCAUCAUGCCGCUCUCGCUCUUCAUCACGCCGCUCUCGCUCUUUAUCGCCCCGCUCUUCAUCACGCCACUCUUCAUCACGUCGUUCUUCAUCGUACCCCUCUUCACCAUGCCGUUCUUUAUCACGCCGCUCGUCAUCAUUGUCUUCAGUAUCAUCGAUUUAUACUUCACCGAAGUUUUCCCCUUUGUCAUCUUCAGAAACCGAAAAAAGAGCACUGGAUAAUACAUAUAAUAUAUCUUUAGAUGAAAAUGGCAAAUUUUCUACCUCAACGCCGAAUUCUACCUCUACCUCUGAUCUCAUUUAA